Gossypium arboreum is the source of this 1343-nucleotide messenger RNA. RefSeq lists its product as uncharacterized. The transcript has a single exon. The record is from RefSeq and is a predicted model, not a curated record. The coding region runs from base 347 to 1072 and encodes 241 amino acids. Lineage: Eukaryota; Viridiplantae; Streptophyta; Magnoliopsida; Malvales; Malvaceae.
AAUGUCCAAUUAAAACUUCAAGAUACACCAUGGUAGUGGAUAUGCAUGUACCCAUAAGUGGGCAUUUGGUAGAGCCUAGAAGCUUCAUUGAAAGAAAGCGUAUCCAUUUAUACUUAUAUAAUUACACCAUUUUUUAUUUCAACUACUGUUGAUGCCUUUUUGCAUGUCAUAUGCCGGUGCUAUAACUUUGGUACAAUAAAUAUGCCUAUUUUUGGAAUUUCAUCAUUGCCAUACCAAAUCUAGGAGUAGUAUAAAAAGGAGAGAACCUUAUUAUUCACUCCAAAAAAUAUAUAUAAAAAAUCGACCCAAAUUAAACGUAAGUGUUCAAUUCUCCAAAAGUAUCAUUAUGGAUGAAAGGGAGGAGCAUGCGGAGAAGAAGGUUGAAGCUGUAGGCAAAUACCACUUCCUUAGAAACACAUUGCAGAUUGUUGUAUGGGUUGCUUUUUUAUCGGUUUUCCUUUGCCAUUCUUCAGGCAUGGCCUACUCUUUGUUUCCUCAUUCCUUCAAUGUUUAUUUCUCCACUUUCCUUUUCUCCUCCUUCACCCACACAGUUGAGAGGAAGUACAUGUUCCUCAUUUGCAACGGAAUACUAGCAUUCGUCGCCAAAAGCUCCGUGUGUAGCCGCUCAGAGUCUGAUAAUAAUCGCUACCUGGCCUUGGAGAUAUCCACCCCACCAACACAAACGAAACCUUCAGUCACCGAUGAGGUGGGUGCUGCUGAAUAUGACCAACAUGUACCUCUGGACGUAGCUGAAGCAGAAGAAACAGAAGAUGCUCAUGAAAAUGAAGCUGAAGAGCAAGCAGAGCAUGAGACCGAGUCUUCGGUUAAAGAAGAAGAAGAAGAAAGUGAAGGUUCAGUGAUAGUGGAAGAUGCGGAUGGUGAGGGAUACAAAGAAAGAGAAAAAGGGUGGUGGGGGAAACAAGAAGAGCGAGGAGGAGGUGUAGGAGCAAAGGAAGAGUUGCCAAUAAGCAUGAGCACGGAGGAGUUGAACAGAAAAAUUGAAGAGUUCAUAAGGAAAAUGAAAGAAGAAAUCAGGAUCGAAGCCCAACAACAAAUGAUUGCAUCUAAUUAAAUAUUUAUAAAGCAAGUCAUAUAAUAAAAAUAUAUAUUGUAAAUCCUCUUAUUACGUUGCAUAUGUAGUUUCCCAGACUUUAUGGUGUCCCUCUCCAUGCAAAUUAUUAAUGUUCUAUUUAGAGCUUGUUUCCAUUUCUCUCUCGCUCUCUAUUUUCUUUCUUUUUGUUUCUGAUGGCAUUGCACCAAUACUGCAAAUUGUGAAGUUCAGAAAGCUAAAUAAUUAUUAUCCUCUCAAGUUAGAUGAGAAUCAUUAAAGGGAAGAAACAGAA